CCCGGCCAUCUUGUGGGAAGAGCUGAAGCAGGCGCUCUUGGCUUGGCCCCACCCGCUGCAAUCCGUGGAGGAACGCGCCGCCGAGCCACCAUCAUGCCUGGGCAUUUACAGGAAGGCUUCGGCUGCGUGGUCACCAACCGAUUCGACCAGUUAUUUGACGACGAAUCGGACCCGUUCGAGGUGUUGAAGGCAGCAGAGAACAAGAAAAAAGAAGCCGGCGGGGGCGGCGUUGGGGGCCCUGGGGCCAAGAGCGCUGCUCAGGCCGCAGCUCAGACCAACUCCAAUGCGGCAGGCAAACAGCUGCGUAAAGAAUCUCAGAAAGAUCGCAAGAACCCGUUGCCGCCCAACGUUGGCGUGGUUGACAAGAAAGAGGAGACGCAGCUGCCCGUAGCGCUUAAGAAAGAAGGAAUAAGACGUGUUGGAAGAAGACCUGAUCAGCAACUUCAGGGUGAUGGGAAAAUAAUUGAUAGGAGACCAGAAAGGCGACCACCUCGUGAACGACGAUUUGAAAAGCCACUUGAAGAAAAGGGUGAAGGAGGAGAAUUUUCAGUUGAUAGACCGAUUAUUGACCGGCCUAUCCGAGGCCGUGGUGGUCUUGGAAGAGGUCGAGGAGGCCGUGGACGUGGAAUGGGCCGAGGAGAUGGAUUUGAUUCUCGUGGCAAACGUGAAUUUGAUAGGCAUAGUGGAAGUGAUAGAUCUGGCCUGAAGCAUGAGGACAAACGUGGAGGUAGCGGAUCUCACAACUGGGGAACUGUCAAAGAUGAAUUAACUGACUUGGAGCAAUCAAAUGUGACUGAGGAAACACCUGAAGGUGAAGAACAUCCAGUUGCAGACACUGAAAAUAAGGAGAAUGAAGUUGAAGAAGUAAAGGAAGAGGGUCCAAAAGAAAUGACUUUGGAUGAAUGGAAGGCUAUUCAGAAUAAGGACCGAGCAAAAGUAGAAUUUAAUAUCCGAAAACCAAAUGAAGGUGCUGAUGGGCAAUGGAAGAAGGGAUUUGUUCUUCAUAAGUCGAAGAGUGAAGAGGCUCAUGCUGAAGAUUCGGUUAUGGAUCAUCAUUUCCGGAAGCCAGCAAAUGAUAUAACGUCUCAGCUGGAGAUCAAUUUUGGAGACCUUGGCCGCCCAGGACGUGGUGGCAGGGGAGGACGAGGUGGCCGUGGGCGUGGUGGCCGUCCAAACCGUGGCAGCAGGACUGACAAGUCAAGUGCUUCUGCUCCUGAUGUAGAUGACCCAGAGGCAUUCCCAGCUCUGGCUUAACUGGAUGCCAUAAAACAACCCUGGUUCCUUUGUGGACCCUCCUCUCUGAGGUUUUGCAUGCUUAAGGAUCCCAAACGACUAAGAAAUUAAAAAAAAAAAAAGACUGUCAUUCAUACCUUUCACACCUACAGACUGAAUUUUAUCUGUUUUGAAAAUGAACUUCUCUAGCUACACAGAAGUAACAAUAUGGUAGUCAGUUUUGUAUUUAGAAAUGUAUUGGUAGCAGGGAUGUUUUCAUAAUUUUCAGAGAUUAUGCAUUCUUCAUGAAUAUUUUGUAUUGCUGCUUGCAAACAUGCAUUUCCAAACUUGAAAUAUAGGUGUGAACAGUGUGUACCA
This is a messenger RNA of Rhinolophus ferrumequinum (greater horseshoe bat), 1590 nucleotides long. RefSeq names its product plasminogen activator inhibitor 1 RNA-binding protein-like. The transcript has a single exon. NCBI's taxonomy places the organism in Eukaryota, Metazoa, Chordata, Mammalia, Chiroptera, Rhinolophidae. Bases 94 to 1254 code for a protein of 386 amino acids. The record is from RefSeq and is a predicted model, not a curated record. Gene Ontology annotation, cellular component: nucleus; cytoplasm. Gene Ontology annotation, molecular function: mRNA 3'-UTR binding.